AUGUCUUCUACCCCCACUUUGGAACCGGUGUCCGUGCUGCCCAAGGACUUCUUAUCCAAGUCUGAGGCUCUCUUCAAGGUCGUGUUCACUGGCCACACGAAAGAGGUCAAACACCAGCUCGAUGAGCUCAAGUCGGUGGGCGCGACAAAGCUCUCAACCCUACAGAAAGCGUCAACAACUGCACUCUCUGCUGCACCCGGAGAGCCCACACCUGUGCUAGACUUUAGUACCCUGGACUUUGGCGGACUCCACAGCAUCAUACUCCCGCAGAAGGUGCCUCCCCCUCCCACACGUCCCCCGCCCACGAACAACAUGUGA
Peniophora sp. CBMAI 1063 is the source of this 318-nucleotide messenger RNA. The record is from the annotation of a GenBank genome assembly. NCBI's taxonomy places the organism in Eukaryota, Fungi, Basidiomycota, Agaricomycetes, Russulales, Peniophoraceae.